AGUAACAAUACAACCUUUGUUAUUGCUAAAAACAACUGGUGUCUUAAAGUUAUUCAUAAACUUUUAAAAUGACCGGCUUAAAUGGAAAAUAUGAAAUUAUUAAAGACGAAAAUGUCAUGGAAUAUUACAAAGCUGUUGGCAUACCUGAUGCAUUCAUUGAUAAAGUCGGAACAUCACCACCAUCUUUAGAAAUUACUAUUAGUGGUAAUUCUGUAAAUAUAAAAGAUAUCAAAGAUACUACUGUUGAACUUGGUAAGGAAUUCGAAGAUAAAACACCAAUGGGAGGUGUAGCCAAGUGUGUUGCUACUUUGGAAGGAAACAAAUUAACAAUUACUAGGAUACAUGAUGGCAAAAAAGGUGGACACUCAUACGAACAAAACGAUGAAGGAAUUGUAGUCACCCUAACAUUUGAAGGAAGCCCAGUCAUUUGCAAAAGAUACUACAAAAGAGUUUAAAUUUCUUAUAAAGUCUAACUUAAAAAUAU
This is a messenger RNA of Chrysoperla carnea, 484 nucleotides long. Its product is annotated as fatty acid-binding protein, liver-type-like. Bases 69 to 455 code for a protein of 128 amino acids. NCBI's taxonomy places the organism in Eukaryota, Metazoa, Arthropoda, Insecta, Neuroptera, Chrysopidae. The record is from RefSeq and is a predicted model, not a curated record. Gene Ontology annotation, molecular function: fatty acid binding. Gene Ontology annotation, biological process: fatty acid transport. Gene Ontology annotation, cellular component: cytosol; nucleus. The transcript has 4 exons.